This is a messenger RNA of Strongylocentrotus purpuratus (purple sea urchin), 1488 nucleotides long. RefSeq lists its product as uncharacterized. The record is from RefSeq and is a predicted model, not a curated record. Bases 1 to 351 code for a protein of 116 amino acids. NCBI's taxonomy places the organism in Eukaryota, Metazoa, Echinodermata, Echinoidea, Camarodonta, Strongylocentrotidae. The transcript is spliced from 3 exons.
AUGCAGGUCCAGACUCUCAAGCUUGAUGAUGUGGAAUAUCUAACACCAGCUGAAUCACAUCACCUAGCAGAGGCACUGUGUUCUAUGCCAAAGCUGACUGACCUGACACUUGAUAUGAAUCUUAGUGACAUGUUCUACUCUACAUUGAAAGCAAGUUCAUCACCCUUACAGGGUUGUUUUCCUCAGAUCAAGAAGGGAAACUUCAGGUUCAAUGGACUUACUUAUGACUUGGACUCAUUUCGUCACGCUCUUAAAAGGCUUGCAAAGGCCUUGCAAGAGGCAAGCCCCCCUUGUACUCAGUCAAGAGUUCCACAGGAUGAUCCUGAAAUUCCAGAGAAGCAAGCAAAGUAGGAAGUCUAGUUGUAUGGGUAGGCGUAAGACAGUGUUCCUGUGUUAACACUUCAUCUUGACUUUGUGUAUGUAUGAUACAGGGCUCCACACUAACUUUCUUAUGGAAAAGAGGUCCAGAUAUAACUUUUUACAGUCUGUAUGCAUGAGCCCUAAGUAAAAUCUUCCAAAUUUGGGCGGUCCGGACUUAGAUGUUGGGUGUUCACGUGUCCCGGCUAGCCUGUUGGUUUUGAGCCCUGGACAGAUAGCAAGUAAUUUGGGGUUAAAGAGGGUAAUUUUUGGCAAUGUUUGCAGACGAUUGAAUACUUCUAAAAAGGCUGUUUUCUUCUUUUUCACCUUGAUGAGUACAAUCCACUUUUCGGUGUUAGUGUAUCAAUUUUACAAGAAAAAGAACAUGCGAAUGGCCUUGUAGAAAGUGAUGCAAUAAUAAAAUACAUUUUGUGAAUGUGUACUCAACAAAUCCAAAACAUAGUAGUAUCAGGAGCCCAUUGUGUACCUGUUUUAUGCAGGAAGGGGUCGAUCAUGUUGUGUGGAAAAUGUUUUUGAAAUACUCUAAAUAGGGGGUCAUUUUUUACUGGGCUAUGAUCAUGCAUUAUGCCUGUGAAUAGAAGGUGACAACACCAGGGACUAGUAGUUAUAAUGUUAUUAACGGUGACUUCUGAAAUAGUGCUAAACCUGAUCCUAGGCGGUGGCCAAAUAUGUAACGCUUUGGCAUAUCGGGUACAUUUGUACCUGGGUGGAGAGUGGCAAACGUGGUUUAAUGCUUUCUCAAGGAUGUUAGUGCAUUAGACGUACAGUUUUUGUUGUGCAUGUAUCAAAUAUAUGGGUAAUUCCAUAAAUUGGGGAAUUGGUGUCCUUGUUACAUAAGGAACCCACACAUAUUUGUGGCUCUGAGUUAUGACUUACAUAUUGUAGUGAAAUCGUAAAGUGAUUUCCAAGCAUAUAGUAUUGCAUCGAUACCUAGAAUCACUUAACAAUCAUACUCCACUAUUUAAAUCUUUGCUCAGAGCCACAAAUACGUGUGGGUUCGAUAUGUAACUUGGGCCCCAAAAAUGUCACAAAGUGGGUCACUAAUUUAUGGAAUUACCCAUAUGUGUAUUGUAGACUUUUACCAUUUUGUAAAGUACAUGUUUAGCAUGC